Messenger RNA from Lytechinus pictus (painted urchin), 4332 nucleotides. RefSeq lists its product as uncharacterized. NCBI's taxonomy places the organism in Eukaryota, Metazoa, Echinodermata, Echinoidea, Temnopleuroida, Toxopneustidae. The transcript is spliced from 18 exons. The coding region runs from base 180 to 2693 and encodes 837 amino acids. The record is from RefSeq and is a predicted model, not a curated record.
GAGACGUAGUGCGACCCGCCAAAAUCACAGCGCAUUACAUAACUAAUGCUAGCUAAUGAAUAUCGUCUGCUUGCGCUGGAACCGGUCCUCAGAUCCUGUGAACUGCGAACUGAAUUUUACACAUUUUAAGAUCACUGAAGUUAAGAGCGUCGAUCCAGAUCGAUCCUUAUAUUACUACAAUGAGCAAGACCAAGGCGAAGGCGGGCAAUUGGAGGGAAAGGAAGCUUCUGGUAACCAGGAAGACCUAUGUUGUUGGCAAGAAUGAAACUGUGGAUGUUGUUCCACUUAAGGAAUUCUUUAGAGCCACAGAGGAGCGUAAUGAAAACAAAGAGCUUGGUGAAACCUCUGCAGUCAUUGAUGAAGUUGUACAUGACAGGAGAGAUGAAGAUGUAAUGCUGGUAGAGGAGAGUCAGCCUUUGAAUCUUCAUGAACAGAGGAAGGAGAAGGCCAGGAAUGAAUGGAUAGAAGUACAACCAGUGAUGACUUUGGCAUACAUAGCAGGUCAAGCUUCUUUCAUGGGCAUGGAAUGUGCCCUUUGUACACAGGAGGCCACCUUGACCUGCCCGGACUGCGGACCUUUCGCUUUCUUCUGUGAGGAAUGCUCUAAAAAGCUACAUAGUACUCUCUUGCAUAAGCCUAUGGCUAGGAAGGGUCAACUAGUAGAUGAAACAAGAAUACUGAGACAGAGUCAUACCUGCCAGACUUCCUAUGGAAAGACCCUUGAGGUCUUUGAUUCUAAAGGAAGACUUCAUAAUGUGUUGUGCACAUUUUGUAAAUGUGAACCAGAGGCAGCCACCCUGGUUCGUUAUUCCCUGUGGCCCACUCAACUCAAUCCAAGAAAGGCUGUUUCUAUGGAGCUUAUGACAUUUAUCCACUACAUGCAGGUGGAAGCGCAUGUGUCAUUGAAGGCGGCAUGUCAAGUUAUAGGCUUUCAAAACAGAUUAUCAGAGAGAGAGGUCAAUGCGCUGUACUCAGAGCUGAUCCAAUACAGUUUCAGCCAUUUUCAGGCUUUCUAUACCAAUGUCGAUGCCAAAAUUGUCCCUGAAUAUGAAUGUAAUCGUUCCUGCCCUGCUUGCCCAAAGGUCACUGGUCAAGUGAUUGUUUGCAUAGAUGGGUGCUUUGGUUUGGUGAGAAGAAAGAAAGCUGGUACAAGUGCUGGUGGAACUACUCACCAUAAGACAUUUUUUCAAGAAGAUGAAUAUGUUAAGAACUUUGUGGAUGGGUACAGGAUUGAACAUGGUCAAGCAUCAAAGAACUGUAGCCAGUUCAAGGCAGGAACUCUGCUGAGAACCAAAAAAAAGGCAGAUGCUUUGGAUGUCAAGGGAGUGUUUGGGGCUGUUUGCCGGCAUGGCUUCCCUCUGGCCAUGCUUAAUAUGUUCCAGGGAGAGAGCCUGGCAUAUUCAGUUUGCAUGAUAGAGCAUUUAAAGGCAACUCUACCAGAAGGGAUAACAAUGCAUGUGGCUUACGACAUAGCUUGUCAGCUUACUGCACAUCUCAAGAAAACUGGGCAAGCUAAACUGCUAGAGGAGAUCAAACUUGUUCUACCAGCAUUUCAUGCAUAUGGUCACAAGGCAUCCUGUCAGAGGGAAUUCAAUGUCCGGAAUACAAAAGACAUGGGCCUUACAGAUGGUGAAGCAACAGAAAGACUCUGGGCAUAUUUGAGACGAUUCUCGGCAAUUACUAAAGAGAUGACUCCAAUAGGAAGACAAGACAAGUUGACAAGUGCCCUGCUGCACUUUGCUUAUCGAAAGCAAAGGCAAAUCGCUACAGGUCUGUGCACAGUAUUGAAGAGGGCAAAGGAAACUCAUGAGAAGUGUCAAAAGGAGUUCCUGGAUCUCGGCAUUGAAUAUGGGAUCACUGAGAAUGAUGUUGAGCAAUGGCUAGAGACCAGAGUAGCUGAGGAAAGACAGACACUCAACAUAAGCAACACUGAUCACAAAAAGUGGCAGCAUGGCUAUUGUGAGAAAGUUGCCCAUUAUGAGGAUACAAGAUGUGAUAUGGCGAAUGCCAAAACAGAUGAGGCUGCCCGAGACUUGAGGCAAGAACUAGCAAGAAUUGACACUCGGCUGUUGAAAAUGGAGAGGAAACAUGGUGUCCCAAAGCGAUGGACGACCAGUGAUUCAAUCUAUGUAGAGUUCAUCACAGAGGUCCAUAAUGAAGAAAGAAAGAGACUGCUAAUUGAGACAAGACGCCAGGCCAUGGACAAGAUAUACCUCGGAGAACUGAUGAGGAAAUAUGGUCGUGGACAAGCAAUUGCCAAUAGGCUCAAACGACAAAGUUGGAAGGUGAAUACCCAGAUGAAAGAGAAACUGAAAAAAUACAACCAGAAGUGGAAUAAGCGAGGCUUCUCCUUGUCAUUUGAGCAGGUAGCCCAACCAGACGAUGCUAUUUAUAAUCAGCACCUGCUUCCUGCCUGUGAGAAACCGGGAAUUCCAACAGUCGUGUUUGAGAGAGCGGAUUCUUUGCUGAAAAGAAUACAGCGGAGUUAUGAGGAGGUCAACCUGACAAAGCUGGAGAUGAAGCAUAUGAUCAUGUGGCAAGACCAGCAAGAACAGCUCCUCCUAGACAGGAUUGGAAACUUGUGUCUCACAGAUAAAUAUGACAUGGGUCUGUCAAUAAUCUUGUGGGGCAAGGUAAAGGAAAUUAGAGAAAGGACAUCUUCUUGCCGAGCACUGUUCAGUGAUUAUCUUUAACCCGUUUUUUUUAAUAGAAUAAGGAAAAUUGUUCCUUUAAAUAUUCUUCUUAAACUGCAUAAUAUAUUGACUAUUGAAAUAUAGUAUGGGGAGAUUGUGCAAAGACAUCACUCACUCACUUUUUUUUGUAUUGUAUUUUCUAAUUAUUCUAAUUUCCUCCUCGGUGUCCUGUGAAACAAAGUUUUAUUCCUCCCUGAACAUGCCGAAUUACCAUUGUUUUACAUUUUAUGGUUCAGUCAAGUUGGUUCUUAUUGUAACAUCAGUAAAAAUUUAAAUAUUGUAUAAUUCAAAAAAUGAAAAGCAAAAGAAAAUGGUGAGUAGGGGAAAUCAUUGGCUUUCUCAUUUGCAUAUUGUAGCCGAACCGACUUUCUCUCCUGAUGAGCUGGUUCGUUUCGGCUGCAUUUUCGGACCCAUGUCAUAUAUAUCUUUCAGACACAAGUUUCCGUCUUUUUCACUUCUGACUCUUUGCUCCUUCUCGGUAGCUUAGAUUAUAUCUCAUGGAUUUCAACAUCUCCGUCAUUCUGUAUCUCCAUUAUCUCAGUUAUUCCAGUAUUCAGUGUCUCCGUAAUUUCAGUAUUUUGGUAUCUCAGUAAUUUCAGUAUCCUCACUCAUCUCAGUAUCCUCAGUAAUCUCAGUAUUUUCAGUAUAUCGUCAAAUUCAGUAUUUUCCGUAUAUCAGUAAAGUCAGUGUUUUCACUCCUUCUCUAGUCAGUACUUCUGCUUUUCCGACCAUGUAUACUUGUAGCACCAUACAACAAAGCAGGAAGCAAAGCAUUCAGUUAUUAUAACUUUACUGAAAAAAUCAUGCUCAUCCUGUCGCAGCAGGUUCCAAUAAAAAUUAAACAGAGUUUCGUUCAGAAAUCUCUUACUGCCAAGCUUAUUGCUUGGCUCAUAAUCGAGCAUGAAGCUCGAUUAUGGUCAACGAUUGAGGAGGGAGAUUGUCAGGCUAUAAAAUUUAAUCUUUUAAAAACAGUUAGGAUCAUAAAAUAAAUAUUUUUCAACAACAGCAAUGGUAAUUAUCACUACUAUUCAUACGGGAACAGUGAAGAACAAUCAAAGAUAAAUAUCUAAAAUAAUCAUACAGCUGUAAACAUUGUUAUUUCUCAGUAAAUAGUGCUUAAAUACUUUUAAAGAAAAUACAUAAAUGAUUACAAACGAUUACUAAAUUUCCCUAUGCAACUAUAUACAUGGAUUAAAAAUUAUUCUACGCUCUUCACUGUUACGAAACCAUGCUGAACAUUAAACAAACCUUUCAUUUCAUUACAAUAUCACUCGGUUUUGCAUAUAACUGCUCUGCCAAAAAUAUGAUAUUCUUUGAAAUGUCAUAACUUUCUUAUUUUACAUCCGAUUUAGAUUAGAUUUUCAGCGUUGUCCUUGUUUGCAUUUUUCUCUAUUCAUUCAAAGUAUUGAUUUUCUGGGGUGGAGUUGACCUUUAACAAUUUUUGAUAAGCCACAGAUUGAAUUUUUUUUUUAUUACUUCAAAAAACAUACUUCCAAUUUUCAUAGAAAAUUGUUUUGUUUGUAUUAAAAAUUUAUGUAAAUUUGCAACCGGUCAAAUUUUUUCGAUUGAUAAAUGCUAUAUUGUAAUUUUUUAAGAACCAUAAUUAUGCCGGAACAAAGUUAUGGAACAAAAUGCCCCC